ACAAGGUCCAUAGUACAGUCCAUAAUACCUUAACUAUGUACUUGACGCUGUGCAUACAUUUAAUUUGGAUUUUAAAGGGUACUUCCUCGUCUCGCUUUUGACUGGGGAACAAAAAACACAGAGGAAACACGAAUUUAAUAUCUUCUUCCUCCUUCUAUGUAAAAACGUGACACUAAUUUGAUAUCUAGAAGCAGCCCAACCAGUUUCGCACGCUCGGAUGGUGACUGUACACCUUUUUUGAGGGGUGAAUAUUUUGUGCGAUUGGAAGCAGAAUGGAGGAACAUUUGUGGUCAUUUCUGGAGCUGGUGAAAUCCUUAAAACCAAACGGUGACAAGGAAAAUGGUAUUGCAACAGAAUAUAGCAGAAUCCGCUCCCAGUCAGUGAUGAACAAACAAAACAAGGAUCUGACCACAGAGGCAGGAGGGGUGAAGGAAAACAUCAAGAAGAACCGUUACAAAGAUAUCCUACCUUAUGACCAGACGCGCGUCACACUGCUGUCAGACCAAGGCAGCUCAGACUACAUCAACGCCAGCUUUAUCAAGGGAGCGACGGAGAAACGCUGCUACAUCGCCACCCAAGGGCCCCUGAGUCACACUGUGGUGGAUAUAUGGAGGAUGAUCUGGCAGUAUAAAGUCAAGGUUUGCAUAAUGGCUUGCAGAGAGAUCGAGCAUGGAAAGAAAAAGUGUGAACGGUACUGGGCAGGCCACAGCGAGACGUCAGUCUUCGGGGAUUUUGUGAUCACCAACAUUGACGAGUCCAGUCCUAAUGCAGACAUCACCAUUCGAACGCUCUCUGUGCAGUGUCGGGGGGAAAUUCGGACACUUUCCCACUUCCAGUACACCGCCUGGCCAGACCAUGGGAUUCCCAGCGACUGUGACAGGAUUCUGGACAUGAUGGAGGACGUCCACUCCAGACAGGGCAGUGACACGGCCCCCAUCCUCGUCCACUGCAGUGCUGGCUGUGGGAGAACGGGAGUGAUCUGUGCCGUGGAUUACGUCCGCGAUCUCCUUCUAACAGAGCGAAUCACAAGUAACUUUAGCAUCCUGGAUAUUGUGCUGGAAAUCAGGAAGCAGAGACCGUCAGCUGUGCAGACCAAGGAGCAGUAUGAGUUUCUUUACUACACUGUGGCUCAGAUGUUCCAGAAGGCCCUAAAACGCCAUGACAACGACUAUGAGAACGUCAGUGUGGAUAACGCGUGCCUUUACGACGAUGUGGAGUACCUGAACCAAAUCCAAAAACCUCUUCUCCCCACGAAGACGAAGACAGUGGAGGUGCCCAAAAACAAGCCCCCCCUCUCACCAAGACCCUCGCUCCCUUCUCCGCACAAAAAUAUGAGUGACACCUACGCAGUGGUCAACAAGACUAAACCGCGCCUGCCGCCGGACAAUCCCACCGCUGCCACCACCAGCCCCGCCCCCCCGAAGACCAGACACGAGUAUGACAAUGCAGAGGCGGUCUCUACAAACCGACAGCCCCCAGGCUUGGACGCUCUGUACAGUAUGGCCAAGCCCAAGGCCCAGUUUCCUUCAAGCCCAAACAAGCAGGCCGCUCCCCCAGCCUUCCCUUUAGUCCCCAUCUACAGCACAGCCUCCCCCCCUCCCCGGACAGGAGUCAAUGCCGGCCUUCAAGAGAGAGAGACCUAUGACACUGCAAACAGCAGGAAUAGCAGCUCUCUUGACAGGCCUUCUUACAGCAACAGGACCCAGAAGAGUGACAGCUUGUCAUCUUUAAGGAAGAAUUCUGGUAUCUCUCAAUCGACUGAUGACAAUUACGAGUAUGUAACAGGCUCGCCCCAAGGAAUUCCGAGCGACUGCACGACCAGUGGAUUAGGUUUUAACUGUCGGGUUGGGAAACCUAAAGGACCCAGAGACCCUCCUUUCGAAUGGAGUCAAGUAGAGACAUAGCAAAAGAGGGUCCUUCAAUAGCAAUGCAGAGAGACGGACAGACAGUGGCACCACUAUCAAGGGUCCGAUACUCAGGGGGCAAUGGUAGCUACAAUGCCAGCAGGUUAUCGAUUCGUCCCCUGGAUAAUAAUUAUUAUUUUUUUGUUUAACACGGGUUGGUGUUCUGAGAAGCUUUUUCUUUAAAAUCAAUGUGAAGUUUUUGUAUAGCUAAAAAAAAAAAUACUAAAUAAAACGUGUUUGAUUUGA
Molecule: messenger RNA, 2150 nt
Organism: Acipenser ruthenus (sterlet)
Lineage: Eukaryota; Metazoa; Chordata; Actinopteri; Acipenseriformes; Acipenseridae
Product: tyrosine-protein phosphatase non-receptor type 18-like
Exons: 17
Coding region: 273-1904 (543 amino acids)
Biological process (GO): peptidyl-tyrosine dephosphorylation
Cellular component (GO): nucleus; cytoplasm
Molecular function (GO): non-membrane spanning protein tyrosine phosphatase activity
Source: RefSeq, a predicted model, not a curated record